UCACAGCGUGCCGUGCCGUGCCGUACCGCUGAGGCAGCUCUCGGCGGCCUUGCAAGGUUCUGGUUCCUUCUGGAUGACGCACACGUCGUUGUCGGCACGCUGAUUGAUUGACAUCGAUCCGAUCAACAGAUUGCCAGCCACGUGAGCGAGAGAUGUUAUGUUGCGUGGGGGUUGGGUUCUUGCUUUCCUCUUGGCUUACUGACUAGCUGACCUUUCUGAUAGUUGCAGUUGUGCGCCAUCUCGUGCCAUCCCCACAGAAGGCGUCGCACUGCGUCACGUUGUCCUUCUUGGUCUCGCAGAUCUCGGGCACCGAAGUACUCCCGUCCACUGCAGACAGAGGUGACGGAUAUGUGACACACGACAGACACCGAGACAGCCAGCCUCAUUGGAUUGGAUUGGCUCCAUCCACCCUGUGACCCACACACCCAUGUGCUUACGUAGCUCCCAUCUUGGUCUGGCGGCUCUGCCUGCAACACAGGAAGUAAGUCACAGUUGUUGACAUCAAGAAUCAAGCACAGUGAGUGAAGGGCCAGUACAGUACAGCAGAUGAGUUGAGUGAGGGCACAGCACAGCACACGUACCGCAGUCGCCAUCGUCGUUGUCACAUUGGUCUGAGACGAAGCACUCCGGGUCGCAUAUGCCGUCGCCGACGAACGAACUCGGACACCCUGGCGCGCACUCAGAUGCAGGAGAAGAAGCCCCUACGCCAAUAGUUUAAACACAAGACGACAACACACAGCAGCUGAGACGAACACUUAACGUGCGUGAAGCCCUCCCUCUCUGUGUGUAGGUACCUGGUGCUCUGAGUGCUCGUGAUGGCCGCCGUCUGCCUGUCCCCCCCGAGGCGAUGCCCGUGAGCAUUAGGAUCAGGAAGAUCAGUUGGACAAGCAGCCGUCCCCACGGCCCGCCGCACCAUCGCCACCUCCAGCUCCCCCCCUCCGCCCCUCUCCCGUAGGUCACAUGGUCCUUCAACCCUCCCGCGGCCGUCAGCGGCAUGCACAGCGAAGAAAAUCGGCUCUCAGAUGGUCUGAUGGUACACCCGAGCACAGACACGACGAGAAAUACGAUAGCCGGAGCAGAGAUGAAGCGGAAAACCAUCAAUCAGGGCAUCUCGCCGGAAACCUCAGUAGACAGAGCCUCCCGGCCUUCAAAAAACAGAUCGACUCGCCAAGAGGAAGAUCUGCGAUGCGGUGCCCUGACGUUGGGGAUCCUUGCUUUCUUCG
Vitrella brassicaformis is the source of this 1223-nucleotide messenger RNA. The record is from the annotation of a GenBank genome assembly. Lineage: Eukaryota; Vitrellaceae.